This is a messenger RNA of Colletes gigas, 2934 nucleotides long. RefSeq names its product proline-rich extensin-like protein EPR1. Gene Ontology annotation, biological process: actin filament polymerization. Gene Ontology annotation, molecular function: actin binding; microtubule binding. Gene Ontology annotation, cellular component: cytoplasm; actin filament. The transcript has 2 exons. Lineage: Eukaryota; Metazoa; Arthropoda; Insecta; Hymenoptera; Colletidae. The record is from RefSeq and is a predicted model, not a curated record.
AUGUUGAAGCUUGUGUUUUAAUUUCAGAUGACAAUCACGCUGCUGUGUGUCCUUCUGAUCGGACACCACGUACACGCAGUGCUCAACAAGGGUCAAGUAUCCCCUGCCAACGAAGAAAAAACCGAAAAUAAGAUAAAGGCUGACGAUAGGAUAAGCAAUUCGUACGGUCCACCGUCCAAGGAAUACGGAGGUCCGAUUGUAACGGAAUUCAAAGGGCCAGCGCCGGUUUACGGACCUCCUGAAUUAGUAGGCGAUCAAGGACCAACGCCUAUAUACCCACCACCGCCGCCAGACGUACCACCGCCCGUCUAUGGGCCGCCAUUGUCCUCGUACGGCCCACCGCGAAAUAUCAAACCACAUUAUGGACCGCCGAAACAAAGUUUCGGUCCUCCCUUGGCACCUUUGCCAUCCAAGUUCAGCUUCGGUUCCCUGAAACUUCACUACGGACCGCCCAAGCAACACUACGGACCCCCCUAUUUAUUCUCCUCGUUCAGACCACCGAAAACUCACUACGGUCCUCCGUUGAAAUUCACCUCCAACGGUUUAUCCAAUCAAUACCUUUCCGUGGCAUCUUCGAGCCAUGGGUCACCGAAACCAGGUCACGGUCUUCCGAUACCCGUGCCUCUGGAGUCGUACGGUCUACCUGCUCAGCACCUAACCGUUCAGUUCAACUCCCAAACGAGCGACAACUACGGACCACCGUUGCUUCCGUCUCCGUCGAACGGUCACUACGGUCCACCCGGCGGUGAUUUCUACGGGCCUCCUGCGCCCCAUCCGCCGCCAGGAGUCCCAGCCCCACCCACGCCGCCCGAUAUAAAAUACGACGGCUGGCAACCGAUCGCCGGGGACAAUUACGGGCCCACUCACAACGAGCAAAAGGCGCUGGAAGGUUCCUCGAACGUCAUCGAGAACCCGAACGUACCCAACGACUCGUACGGAGUCCCGAUACACAGUCCCGAGGCUCAGGAUUUGAAGAGCUCCGUGCACUCGGGCUCCGUCGAGAACGACGGUCUGCCGCCCCCGCCGUUGCCGCAGUUCGAGCCGUUCCACAACGAGAAUCAAAAUCCGCCCAAGAAGCACGAGCCCGAGAAACUUCUGCAGUACCAAGUACCCAAAGUCAAACCGCUCUCCAUCGUCAAGACAGUAGGUUUCGAGUUGCUGCCCAAUUCAUUGGCUUCAGACUCGAACGGCGCGUCCCUGCCAACCUUGAAAUUACCUGUCCUCGACGUUGGACAUCAGAGUUUCGGAACAGGAGAGUUCCACUCGUUCGAAAAUCUAGGGAACGAAUUACCAGGGAGCUACGGGUUACCGUUAUCGAACGUUCACUUUGGGAAAUUGAACUCCAUCGAGUCUGGACUACCACUGCCGCCCCCGCCUCUGCUCGACUCGUACAGCGCGCCUCCUCUGUCAUCCUACUCAUCGAACGGCCCAUAUCCGGAGGCAGGCAGAGCGUCGUCGUUCUCCGGGUUUUUGCAUAAACAGAAUCCGCAUCAUCACCGUCCUCACGGAUCGUUCAGAGUGCCUCUGUCGCCUCUCGGUGCUCUGAUACCACCCAGGAACCGCGAACCCAUCAAAUUCAGGGAACCCAUUCCCACGGGUCUCGUGAACAACCUGAACCGUUAUGUACCACCGAAACUGAUCAAGCCAGGCUACAAUCCGUUCGAGCAGCAACUGCCCAGUUUGACAGCUCCUGUAGCCUUCAACAAACUGGCCAGCAUCGGCCUGAACUCGCCGAUUGCAACACCGAAUGUCCAAUACGGAACGCCCUUGUCCUUCGGGGACUUCAACACUCCGGCGCCAGUUUUGACUUACGGCGCGCCGAACUUUGGACCAGCCUCUUCGUUCGUUUCCGCCUCUACGGGCUUUGGAAAGAAUCUGUACGACAAUAUUGGCAGCGCUAUUGCAACCACUUAUGGUACUCCAGUGGUGAACGCUCCGCUGUCAUCGAGCUUUGGCCACGACUGUGGUUUCCACCAUUCGAGUGGCGCGCAGUAUAGUUUGCAAGACACUGGGGUUCGCGCUCCAAGCUUCGGAUCGGACGUCCACGGUUUCGCCAGCUCCGUUUCGUCCAGCCACGCACUUCUUCCCGAUCUCAAGCUGGAGCAGCAGAGUUCCACUUUGAAGAACAGCUACGGGGACUUGGACGUUUCGUACGACGCGCUCGAACACGCCGACAACGUGCUGUCCAGCGAUCACAGCCAGUCGUCAGCGAUCGCGAACGUGAUUUCCGCCCCACAGUCCACGCAGUCGGUCGAGAUCGGUGAAUAUAAACACGAGGGUGGAAUAACGGCCGAGGCGCUGACAGCCAGUUUGACGGAGCAAGGAUUCGGCCAGGCGAAGAACCUUGCCGCCAGCGACGUGGAUGCUAGUCAAUUCCUCAAUACACACGAAGGGAGCGAAGCUCUGUCCCUGGCGAAGGGGCUGACGGUCGCCAGCGGGACCGACGGGUUCGAGGUUCAGGGCUCCAAAGGGACGUACACGUUGCAAAUUCAACCUGCAGACGGCGGAUUGGGAACGGAGAAUUCGGAUGGAAGCAUCAGGCACGAUCAACUGCUGAACAACGGCCUCCUGCAGGACAUCCUCGCGGCCAUCGAGCAGCCCAGCCAAGGAGACGUGCAAUUACAAGGUCAUCCGGAGGCGCAGUCCCUGCAACAAGUUUACAGCGACUUGUCGCAGUCUGGAAGCGUGAACGUCCCCAAAGGACACUACAUCACGGUGGAUGAGAGCGUGCAGAGAAACGAGGAAGCUGGCCGCGUCAGCGACAGGAGAGAGGCAGAGUUUAACGAAGCUGAUUCCAAGGAAAAAGAGACUGUUGCUCUUUUCUUCGAUAAUCAAUACGGCGACGCGCGAAAGGAGACCAGGUCUCUGACGAAAAGUGAGACCGUGGCAUCGUCGGGGGAUGGGAAGAACGUUGGUAAAGCAAAAUCCUCGUAA